AUGUCCGACAAACUGACACGGAUCGCUAUCGUUAGCACUGACAAGUGCAAGCCCAAAAAAUGUCGCCAAGAGUGCAAGAAGUCAUGUCCCGUGGUGCGUAUGGGUAAACUCUGCAUUGAGGUGUCGCCCAAGAGCAGAGUGGCUUUCAUUUCGGAGCAGCUCUGCAUCGGUUGCGGUAUCUGUGUAAAAAAGUGUCCAUUCGAGGCAAUCAAUAUCAUUAACCUGCCCAAGGACCUCGAUAGCAACACUACGCACCGCUACGGCGCAAAUACUUUUAAGCUCCAUCGUCUACCCAUGCCCCGUCCAGGUCAGGUGCUUGGUCUUGUUGGCACGAACGGUAUUGGCAAGUCCACGGCGCUGCGCAUACUUGCCGGCAAGCUUAAGCCUAAUCUUGGAAAGUUUGACGCCCCUCCUGAAUGGCAAGAAAUUCUGACCCACUUCCGUGGGUCAGAGCUGCAAAACUAUUUUACGCGCAUUCUUGAGGACAAUCUCAAGGCAAUUACCAAGCCACAGUAUGUGGACAAGAUUCCAAAAGCUGUCAAGGGUACCGUUCUUGAGAUUCUCUCUGCUCGUUGUGAAAAGCAGGAAAAGCUUGAUCACUUUUUGAACGAGCUGGAUCUAUCGCAUGUACAAGACCGAGAGAUUGAAAAUUUAUCCGGUGGGGAACUGCAGCGUUUUGCAAUCGCCGUGGUAGCAGUGCAGAAGGCGGACAUUUACAUGUUCGACGAGCCGUCCUCGUACCUGGAUGUACGUCAGCGUCUUAAAGCAGCUCUGGUGAUCCGCUCCAUGGUGGAUGACAAUAGCCGCUCCUACGUCAUCUGUGUCGAGCAUGAUUUGAGUGUUCUAGACUACCUAUCUGACUUUAUCUGUGUGCUGUAUGGUACGCCUUCAGCAUACGGGGUUGUCACGAUGCCCUUUAGCGUGCGUGAAGGCAUCAACAUUUUUCUUUCUGGUUUUGUUCCAACGGAAAAUUUACGUUUUAGAGCGGAAGAGCUCACGUUCAAAGUCUCGCAGAAUGCUGACGAAUUUAGCACGGGCGAAGGUGAUGCUAACUCUUUCAACUACCCGGCCAUGACUAAAACAAUGUACAAAAAAAAGAAAGACACUGCUUUCAAGCUGCACGUUGAAGCUGGCGAUUUCACAAACUCGGAAAUUAUUUGCAUGCUCGGUGAGAAUGGGACCGGUAAGACUACUUUUAUUCGAAUGCUUGCUGGUCUGCUCAAAUCCGAUGAAAUGGAAGCUGCCGAGGAGACUGGUGAUAGUGAUGCCAUUUCAAAUUGCGCUUUACGAUACGAUACAUCCACGAUUAGUUACAAGCCGCAAAAAAUUGCGCCCAAAUUUCAAGGCACGGUGCGUGAGCUGCUGCACCGUCGCAUACGUGAAGCUAUUGUUCAUCCACAAUUUGCGACGGAUGUUACUAAGCCGCUUGCACUCGACAACAUUAUUGACCAGGCUGUGCCUCAUCUGUCUGGUGGCGAGCUGCAGCGUGUCGCUAUCAUCUUGUGUCUUGGUAAGCCUGCUGAUAUCUACCUGAUCGAUGAGCCAUCUGCCUACCUGGAUUCCGAGCAGCGUAUUCUUACCGCUAAGGUCAUCAAGCGCUUUAUUUUGCACGCCAAAAAAACGGCUUUUGUCGUAGAACACGAUUUCAUUAUGGCCACAUACCUAGCCGACCGCGUUGUUGUGUAUGAUGGACUUCCGGGCAUCGAGUGUACAGCACACUCCCCUCAGAGCUUGUUGACGGGUAUGAACACAUUCUUAAAGCAGCUUGAGAUUACAUUCCGACGAGACCCAACGAAUUAUCGCCCGCGCAUAAACAAGUUUGACUCUGUGAAGGAUGUUGAGCAAAAAAGCUCGGGCAACUUUUUCUUUAUGGACGAUUAA
Messenger RNA from Plasmopara halstedii, 1881 nucleotides. Its product is annotated as abc transporter e family member 2. Lineage: Eukaryota; Oomycota; Peronosporomycetes; Peronosporales; Peronosporaceae. Gene Ontology annotation, molecular function: iron ion binding; ribosomal small subunit binding; ATP hydrolysis activity. Gene Ontology annotation, biological process: translational termination; translational initiation; ribosomal subunit export from nucleus. The record is from RefSeq and is a predicted model, not a curated record. The transcript has a single exon. Bases 1 to 1881 code for a protein of 626 amino acids.